Camelina sativa (false flax) is the source of this 1422-nucleotide messenger RNA. NCBI's taxonomy places the organism in Eukaryota, Viridiplantae, Streptophyta, Magnoliopsida, Brassicales, Brassicaceae. The record is from RefSeq and is a predicted model, not a curated record.
AUGGCUAGUUUUCACUACGACUACUCCUUAGAGGGUCCAAGAUUUAGGCUGACACUUCUAGUCGACACGGAGAAGAACAAGGUUGUGUUGGCUGAGGCGGGUAAGGGUUUUGUUGAUGUGCUCUUUCGUUUUCUGGCGCUGCCAAUGGGUGCUAUCGUGCGAUUGCUGGAAGGGUAUAAGCUGAAUGAGAAGCCUCAUGAUGUAGGCUGUUUUAACAAUCUCUACAGCAGUGUAUCUGAUAUGGGCAUCCAUGAUUUCAUGAGCGAAGCUUGUAAGGAUAUGCUUUUAUAUCCGAGGUAUGUGAAAGAGAAGCAAUGCAGACGGCUUAAGCUUAACAUAUAUGAUUAUGAUGAUGAUAAUACCAAGUACAUUAAAGAACAUCAUGAAAGUGGUUGUGAUGAAAUAUUUGCCACCGAGAAGACAUCUUUCCACAUUACAGAAAACAUGGAAGUGGAAUUUGCAUCUAUUAUUCUCGCCAGGAGGACACUUUUGAGACUCGGUUAUACUAGUUUUGAUAAGUUGAAGCUACAGUACGUAGAUGUUCACCACAAACAGGUUCUAUCUCUGCUCAGUUGCUUGUUCUCUUCAGAAACUCCUUUGACUGAUGUUUUUUUGAAGAAAAAUAGCUCUUGUGGUAUGACAAGGCCGCAUGAAAUGCUAUUGCCAACUAUAUUUGUGCAAGAUGGAGAUGAAGCAAAGGCAGAUGAAGUUGUGUCACUCAGUGUAUUUGUUAGGAAGCAGGACAUAAAGUCCCUGUGGGAAAUAACUGGAGGCAAUAAUAUCGAACUAGGAUGCAUUGGCAACUUUUGUAAAAGCAUGAAGAAUUUGAGCUCUAGCGGAGGAAAUGCAAUGAUUCCUUGGCAAUAUAAGUUGGACAAAUCAUUUCUUGGUGUACGUUAUCAAAACAAUGAUGAUAGUAGCAGUGGGACUGAGAAAAGAGGGCAAACACACAUGAUGUCAGAUGAUCUUACUAAUUGCAUAAUGAAGAAGUUGGAAGUGGACUUGGAUGAUUUCAAGGACUCUGUAAUCCACAUUAGCAAUUUAGAGGGAAUUAGUCUAUUGAGUGAAACGGAACCAAAAACUGACUUUGUUGUUGAACCCACGGUACCGGUUAGUAGUGGGUUUGUGAAGAGAGGGGCAACAUACAUGAUCUCAGAUGAUCUUACCAUCACAGCUGCAAACUCAUGGUCAGCUAUUUCCUUACUGAAGGAGUUGGACACAAACUUGGAUGAUAUGGAGGAACACGUAAUUAACAUCAGGAAAGCAGAGGCUAUUAAUUUGCUAAAAGCUUCAUUGGUGACAUCCACUCCCUUGACCACCGCUCUCGGGAACUUACUUUUAAAGAAGCCUUUAGUGGAGACAAGUUUUGCUGAUUACCGCGUCGAAUUUCCCGGGGAGGUUGAUCUUGAAGACAUGCCUUAG